Molecule: messenger RNA, 1074 nt
Organism: Laccaria bicolor S238N-H82
Lineage: Eukaryota; Fungi; Basidiomycota; Agaricomycetes; Agaricales; Hydnangiaceae
Exons: 16
Coding region: 1-1074 (357 amino acids)
Source: RefSeq, a predicted model, not a curated record
AUGCAUCACAUUCCUGACUCCAACUUUCAUGAAUGGGUUCUGAUUUCUGCUCAGCCCCAGUGGGCAUUCUCCACUGGUCGCAAUCAGAUCAAUUUCACCCAGCACAAUAUCAACUUUCAAACAUUCAGAGCAGAAAUGGCUCUUAGAUUCUGGAUUAAAUUCCCCUUCUACCCAGCUUCAAUAAAGGUUUUUGUAACACUUUGUGUCACCAAAAUUGUUCUUUCAAUACCUCUGGGUUCAUCAAGGAUUUCAAAGAUUUCUGGUGACAAGCUUGGCACUGUAUAUCUUGGUGACUUAUACACUCUACCCAUCGUUAUGCCUACGAUGGCCAUGAGGCACAUCUAUGCCCUGAUCUUUGCGACGCACCAAGAUAUUCGCAUGACCCACAGUUGGCAAACAGUUGGUAAAGGGGUUGCGAAUGGCCGAACAAUACGAAGCGACAUCAGCAUUUAUAUCCAUUGGCAGCCCCAGUCACCCAUAUCGGCCGACUUGGUAAAUCCGCAUGACUCCCAACAAUCGACGCCAUCUCAAGACCUACCGCACAACAUCAAAUCAUCAUCUUCUUCUCUGAUCUUUGCGCCUUCUGUGUCUUCCAUCACACCACUCGGCACCUCUCCCUCCGAGUCCACCCUCGAUCCCUCUAACUCGAUCCCAUCAAAGGAAGCUUUCUUCCGCCAGCUUCAUUUUCGUAAGCUGAUGGUCAAUUUCACUCAGGGCCAUUAUCAUGCGCAUAUUUACGCGACAUCAGGUUUCGUGGACGGUGGUGGUACUGCUAGUGCUCUGCCAAGCACAGCACGCAGGAAGGAGCUGGCAUGCAUUAUUGAAAGGAAGGCAUGCCUUGACGUCAUUGUUGCUAAAGGUGGCGAGAGAUUUCCACAUUAUUUUUUCGAGGCUUUUGCCCUGUGGUUGACAUUCAAGGCUAGAAUCGACAGCGUUAUCCAGCAUCCACCCAAUGGUUACGAGCCCAAGAAGGACGGAAAGAUUCAUUGGGGUGUUGCUUGGAUAGGAACUUACCCAGUGAUCUUCGGAUGUUCAAAAAUCGAAUCUGCGUGGGUGUACGAGGUGUACGAGUGA